CCUACAAGACAGUGACUGGGACUUAGGCAUCUCCCUACAAGACAGCGAGCACAGCCGAAGGUACAGUAGAACCUCCCGUAUUGCUUCCAGGAAUGCAGGCUUUUGCURUAGCCCUGCUCUAAAACACAUGAUUUGUGUUCGAGUAGGACUGGGGCAAAACCUGAGCACCCAGGAGCUCUCCAGGGGCCAGGGGAGGGUUGACCACAGACAGAUGUAUCAUAAAUGUAUUUCCAGUUUGAGUCAACUGGGUCUUCUGUUGCUCUAAGAGACGAACUGUCAGUACUGGCCAUCAACACAGUCAGUGCUCCAUCUUCCUCUUUCCCUACAUUCUUUUAUUCAUUUCUAAUGAUGUAAAGUGUGUACUUGUGACCCAUGUGAAAUUACUUCACUUAAAAUAGUAUUAACAUUUCCUGACUGUAAAACAUACAUAAUCUGAUCUAACUAAAUUAUGUUUGUUGAAACGUCUUUUUGCUUAUUUUUUGGGUAAGAUGUUACGCAAAAUCCCAACCUAAAUAUUUUCAUCCUGAUACAUCUACAUAGCUUUAAUGACACUACCAACACCUAUAACUCUACUGCUUUGCUCUUGUACAUCUCCCUGUUAGAGCCCCAAGCUGCAAAGAGUGACAGGGUCACAGUGUUUACAACAGCUGUUACUAAAAGCACCACUGUCAUCAACAGAGAGGAUUACGGUUAUAUCGCUCACUUCUCUGUCUAGGUCAUUCACUCGUCUGAGUCACAGUCUCAACAUAAGAGGAGGGAAUCUCGGUACAACAGCUUAUCGUAGAAAGAAGUAACACACUCAUUGAUUUGUUCCCCCAUUGAGUGCCUGUUAAGCAGGUGUCGUUGUGGAACUGAAUGGGCAGCUAUGUGUGGUUAGUCGUUAAAGCCCUGAGCACUGUGGGUAACUGUGUUUUUGGUGUUUGUAAACUGUUUGCGUCUGUUAAUGCCCAUGCACAGAGACGUAUACAAGCAAAGGGACUUCUUCAGUCACAUACUGUAUACCCAUUCACAAAUACACAGACAAACACAAAGCACAGGCAAACAGGAUAAAAGCUUAUGAAAACACACACACACACACACACACACACACACACACACACACACACACACACACACACACACACACAGUAAAAGCAAAUUGAAACAUACACACUCCAAAUCUCAUUUGCACACACAGACCUUGUCAGCCUAAUUAGUAGUGGUCCUGCUCGGCCUAAUCCCCUACUCUGAGUCCCUCUCCUGCACAGGCACUGACGUUUGCCUCUACCAUCUCUCCCCCCACCCCUCUGCCUGUGUGUGUGAGACGGUCUGUGUGCAAACAGGGCCUUUGUGUCCAGCGAGGACCUGCCGCUGAGUCAGCUCCAUGAGCAGGCCAAGCGGCUCCUGGAAAGAGCCCGCAUGAAGACCCGGUCCUGCCCACUCAAGGCCGACCACACUAUCCUACCCAUACAGAGGGACAACCCGGAGCAGCUGUCCAAUGCUGGAGCUCCCGUUCACCGGGCUCCUCUGGUGGGGAAGGGAGGUGUGUCAUCGGCGGUAGUUGCCGCCGUUACCUCAUUGUCAGGAAAUCUCAGUGACUCCUCCAGUGGCGACUCGGGCUGCGGCCCCCGCCGGCGCCCCAGCCAAUCGCCGACACGGGUCCGCUUCGAGGACGAAUCAGAGAAAGAUGCAGAGGUGCGCUACUUGGUGAGGCUACGUCAGUGGAGGAGGGCCCAGGGUCUGCUCAUAUCCAAGCCCAACCUCUCUUCCUAUGUCAACGGGCGGAUGGACACUGAUCCAGGAACUGGAAUAGUGAUCGAGCGAGGACGCUGCCUCGAGGGCAGCUUAUUAUGGCACAAGAAGGCUCGCAGGACACAGGAGGGCUACGUAAACAGGGGCAGCAGGGGCCAUUUUAAAGCUGCGGUAGCACAGGAGGAGCUCAACAGGCAGUGCAACUCGUGCYGGACGUUCCUGGAAGUCGGGGACCCGAAUCUGAACCUCCAUCUGAACCCAUCACCCCCGAAAGGGCAGAAUGGCCCAGUGAACGGAAAGGGGAAGGUGCUCAUGUCUUGCUGGGUGGCUCCCAGUGAGCCCAGCCAGGCAGUUCUUACCGAGCUGAUCAAGGAGACGUACAUUGGGAAGGUAACCCUCCGUGAUGUGGCAGAUAGCACCGGGACAGGGCGUGGCUGGGUGGGAGAGACGGACAGCAGCAGUGGGAGUGUUCGGGUGAAGAGCAGGAGUAGGAGAGGGGAGAUUCUGGGCACCAAUGAGCAUGGAGCACCCAUUACGGUGACGCCAACACCACCACGGUCCAAUCACAGUUUGGCACCAGUGAGCUCAACGAAUGGUAUUAUGGUGGUGCCYCCCAAUCCUUACACCAUUGAGAAACCCGUGUCAAUGGUGGUGGGUUUGCACACUCACUCUCCCGCUCCCCCAGAAGAACCCACAAACUGUCCCCCGUGCCUCAAGAGCAACCCCUUUACCCCUUCCUCAGUGCCCAUCAAAUCAGCUCUGAAAACAGUACCUAAGACUCGGCCCAAUGGCCAGCUAUCAGUCAAACUCAUGCCUUCACCACAGUACCGCCUUUUCCCCCGGGACUCCCUGGAAGACCAGGGGAGAGGGGCUGCACCCAACCCCCAGAACGAGCAUUCGGUUGGGGGGAACUUCAAGGAGGUUGGUCUGUCWUUGGGGCUAACUUCCAGCACUAGCAUGAUAAUGCCCUGUAUCAGGCCUGCCUCCCUGCUGAAGACCUCCCCAUCACCAGCGAAGACAGCAGAAGAGAAGUUGGUGCACCCUGCGCCACAGGCACCAGAAGUGGAGCUGCAACAUCCAUGGAUGGGAGAGCUCUUUCUGGGAGGAGCCAACAUCAUACCCCCUCCCCCAUACCACUCUGGGUGUGAUGGACUGGUCAUGGGGCCAAUGAGAGCAGAGCAUCAGAGGGAGGAAAGCACUAGUCCAGCUCAGAUGGUAGGGACAGAGACAGAGCAGCAGGAGGCCAGGUCCAAGCUUUCUCUGCGCCGUUUAUUCUCCGCCAUCGGCCUGAAUGGAGUGGGGAAGCUGGGUAAAGGGCGCUCCAGUAGCAUAGAGCAGCUUAGCUUCCAUCCCCGGGGUGUCCCCCCGGCCUUUCCUGGCCCCAGCUCCAGCUCUAACCCCAGUCCUGCACGCCCAGAACCCAGCCAACUGAGGAAAGCCCCGUCGCUCCAGUCCCUACGCAUGGGGUCACCCUUUAAGCAGCUGAGGAAAUCGUCAUCAGUCCAGAAUGUACAGUCCUCCAAGAAGAAGGGAGAUGGCUCCAGUGCAUACACACCUGGAGAUCAGCCCAGCAGCCCUGCUCUCAGUAAGGGCCUCCAGAUGGUUCUGAGUGUGGAGGAUGUGGGCAGCCCCAGUGGGGUGCGCUCGGUAGGCAGGGUGGCCCAGGCCUUCCCUGACGGUACCCUCCUGCUGGAGCUCAGCAGACCUCCCAAAGGACCCUUCGGCUUCCUCAUCUCCCGGGGCAAAGGACGACCCGGCUCAGGUGUGUAUGUUGAAGAGAUGGGCGACAGCAGCACAGUGAAGAUGUACGCGGGGCUGCUGGGGGUGGGAGACGAGGUGCUGGAGGUGAACGGCGAGAAGGUGGCCGGCCUCAGUCUGGACCUUGUGACACGCCUCAUGACCCAGGAGAACAUAGCCUCUGUCCGCGUGCUCCGACACAGGAGGCUCCCCCCUCCUCGCUACACAGCCUGAGGAUCGCCGGUCACCAUGCAAUGCCAUGGAAACCCGCAAUGUAAUGGCAACCAGACACCACAGCAACCACAAACACAAUGGAAACCUGGGGUGUUUGGGGUAUGACAGAGGGACAGUGAGUGAGACCGGCUCAAUGACUGUGAAUAUGUCUAUGGCCGCUUGCUUUGACCGUAGUGUCUUCUCUCAGAAAUGUUGCGUUAUUCUUCUGAAGACACGUCAAGAUGUUUGACACGAUUGGGUCAUUUUUCUAGAUGGUUCAGAUGGAGUUGCUAUUAGAGCAGAAGCUGUCUCACAUUUCCUCAUGUUCUGUUAUAUACUUUUCCUUGAGAUCUUUGGCUUUAGAUGCUCCUUACUUUCGCUGUUGAAAACAUAACCAGCAGUGCCAAAAUACACAUUAUCAUUACAGGUAAUGCACAAAGCUUUCAGCUGCUCACACAGCAACAAUACAGUAUGGUAGGAGAUUCUCUGUUAAUACCUCACACCAAUCUCCUCCAUUCUAUGCAUCUUGACUGAGGUCAUCUUUAUGCAAUUAAAUCCUAUUUUUAUUGUGGUAAUUGGUUUAGUCAGAAACCAGACCUGGAAUUGAGAUAAUAAAUGUAUUGGUUAGAAACAUGAAGCAUCUCAAAAGUGAUACGAUUGAAGCAAACCUCACAGUUGUUAGAGAAGACACUGGGCAGUCUCUUCGAGUCCAAGAUGCUAAUUUUGCUCAGCCAGCCUCAUGGAGUGAAUGGAACUGUAGGAGAGCAUCAUAACCGAAAAAUAAGAGUUUUGGACUUGGACUAGUCAUAAAAAUAGUCCUGGAUAUGAACUGAAGGACUAAGGGGAUAAAGAAGUACACCAUAUACUGUAUACAAAAGUAUGUGGAUACCCCUUAAAAUUUGUGGAUUCGGCUAUUUCAGCCACACCCAU
Salvelinus sp. IW2-2015 is the source of this 4611-nucleotide messenger RNA. Lineage: Eukaryota; Metazoa; Chordata; Actinopteri; Salmoniformes; Salmonidae. The record is from RefSeq and is a predicted model, not a curated record.